CUUUCUCGCUCAUGCUCGGCUCUGACCCCUCCCUGCUUGUUCUUCCCACUAAGACUAUUUGUUUCCCAUUGGAUCUGACAGGCUGUGUUCUAUUUUGGGUUAGUUAUUUUUUUUUAAAUCUGUAGCGCCAUCUUGCGGCUGUUGAAAUAUAUACUUCCGUUCGUUCAUGCAAAGUUUACAUCCGGAACGAUUGGUCACAACAAUAACAACCACGACCAUGGCAGCAGCUGGCGCUGACAUGAAGCCCCUUCAGCAUGCCAUGAAAAUAGCUAAAGUGGCUAUACAAUUGGACGCAGGGAACCGACAUAAGGAAGCUUACUGUGAAUACUUGAGGAGUAUCAACUUCAUCACCCACUCACUUUUGGAGGAUGCUGUAUCUAGGCAGGGAGAGAUAGUAGAGGUGGAAAAGAUGUUGAGGCUGGCUGAGCAGUGUUUGGAGAGAGCCAAGUCCUCCUUCAUAGGAAGGAGAGAUGAACCUGCAACCCCUAUCUCCUACACGACACCUAUCAACUUGGCAACACUCAGCCUGACCACAGCCUUAGCAGUAAGCCCUGGAAAGAUUGUUUCGCCACAACCACAAGAGCCGGUUAUUUACUUGGGGCCUAAACAUAACCCCAGGCCUGGACAGCGCAAAGUUCUCUCUGAGGGUGGAGGGGAGGUCAUCACCUUCCUGUCCCCAGAAAUCUUCCAGAGUUUGCAGAUAGUGGAGUCGCAGGAUACCAGGAAGGAGCUUACACCCAUAGAGGAGGCCUCGCGGUUGAACCAGAAGUUGAAAGAAAAUUAUGAAGCUCGUCUGGCCCGACUCCCCCCUGCACAGGCCCGUACACAGAAGACUUCCCUGACACUCUCUCUUCAGAGGCAGAUGAUGGAGAACCUAAUCAUUGCCAAGGCCAGGCAAGAUGCUCUACAAAGGAAGAUGGAGGAGAGGAGACUGCGGCUGCAGGAGGAGGCCAACAGGAGAUUUGCCGCAUCUGGAACAAUUACUGCAGAAGAACAGGAGCAACGUGUUUUGUACACAAAUGUUUUGGAAUAUGAACAAGAUCAUGACUGGCCCAAGCUAUGGAAAGCCAACAUUAAGAAAAAUCCUGAUGAUCCCACAUUGGUGUCCGGCCUUGUUUCAUGUCUUCUCAGCUGUCCAGACCACCCUGUGAUGAUGUUACUGAAAAGGCUCCAGUACAGAGUUUACAACAGGCUCUACCCAAUCGUGAGUAAGAGUCUCCCUACAAGUCCUGCCCUGCCCAUGAAACCCUCCCACAGCGCCCAGAGCCUGUUGAUGUCAGACUCUCAUCAGAAUGUGUCAAAAUCCGAAGUGGGCCACAGUAUGUCCUCCGAUGCCUCUCUCAAUAUCUCCUUCUCCCAUGACCAUAUUGCUAACGAGGAGGAUAGUGAGGGGCCCCAUACACUGGACAGGGAGAAUUCGUUUGAGGAUCUGGAGCAGUUUCUGACACAGCUGGACUGGGCUCCAUCACAUGGGGACCCUGACGUGACCUUUGAACAGUCACAGUUGGAUCAGGAGGAGCCUCUCGUUCAAGACUUGGAGAUGCGUGAUCUCAAAGAACACCUCAAGGCUAUUGUGAAGGACAUCCAUAUUGCCAUUGAUCAACUGCUGUCGCUAUGUCUUCUCUCCUUUGAGUGUCUGAACACAGCCAGUUCUAAGGACCUGUGUGUGGCCAGCAUAGAAGAAGCCUUCUUCACUCCCCUCUGGAGCUCUUUGUUGGCUCUCUUCAGGAAGGUCCACAGAGAGAGGGAGCUGUCCUUUGAGUCCAGUAUGAGGCUUUAUCGGGAUGCCUCACCUGGUGAUGUUGGUGUCCCAUCGAAACUCUACCCCCAGGACCCUGUCAUGCUGCAUGGUUCCUACCCCUAUGACUCGGCAGUGCAAGAGCUUCGCUUGCUGUGCAGAGAUUGCUGUCCCCAGAGAAAGCUGGAGUGCAUUGUUCGAACGUUGCGUCUGAUCUGUGCUUGUGCUGAGGACUACUCCUGCCUUCAUGAGGCAGAAUCCAAAACUGCAGCCAUUGGGGCAGAUGACUUGUUGCCCAUCCUCUCCUAUGUGGCUCUGCACUGUGAGCUGCCUCAGUUGGUGUCAGAGUGUGCUGCCCUGGAGGAGUUCAUUCAUGAAGGGUAUCUGAUUGGAGAGGAGGGCUACUGCUUGACCUCCAUGCAAAGUGCUCUGCAAUAUGUGGAGUCAUUGCACACAGGAGGGUUUCAGCUACACAACACUAAAUUCACCUGAUACAGCUGGAAUAACAGAUUCGGUUUAAACGUCAGUCCGACCACCUCCCGAUUCAUGCAUCCAAAAUUGGAACAGUCCAUCGUUGCUGUGGAUUGUCAUGAUUUGUGGUUUCUCUGUUUCCUUUGUCAUUGAGUGGCAAAUCAAUGUUUUACUGAAUUUAAUCUUGUUUUAUUGGAAUUUGGGUAUUUGCAUUCUUAGUUCAUCUCCUAUUGAUCUGAAAUGAUUCUGUGUAACCACACACAUGGGUUCGGUACUACACUUCAACAUAACAUGGUGGUGCAGGCUAGUGCUGCAGUCCGAUUCGCUAUCCUUCUCUCAAGUGUGCACUCGUUCAACCCUCAUGGAUAUCACAAGGAUUGAUGUAAAAGGGAAACUCCCUAACUCAUGCUUAUGCUAAUCCAAUGUUUUUAACUCCAUGAGGGGGUGUGAACAAGUGUACACUUUGGUUAGAGGAGUAAAGGAUCGGAAUGCAACCUAGGAGCAAGUGAAUAGCAUAUUUUCUACACCAAAGAACAUUGAAGUUCUUUGAUUGGAAGAGCGUCCUUUAAAUGCUGUAGCGGGACACAUUGUAGCUCUCACUAGUCUAUAGCAGGUGUACUGAAAUAAUAUUAUAAUAUAUAAAUAAUAUUAUUUUACACAAACUUCCUAGGUGGCAGAGGUCUGGAUGUUAAUUGUAAUUUACCUUGCAAUCCAUUUGACCCCAAACUGUUCACUCCUCUUGUUGGCAGAGAAAUGUGCAGUUUUAGAGCUAAUUUCCUGCAAUUCUACACAUCUGUUUGUUCAUAUGAUACCAGGAGUUGAAUCCCAACUGAACCACCCCCCCCCCCCCCCACCCCCCAAAAAAAUAUUUUUAAGUCUGGACGCACGGUCUGUAUUGAACCCGUUCUGGGUCCGGAUCCGGCCUGCAGACUACCUUUUAGUAUUGCUGGUGUAUAGGGUGUUGUGUACCAAUGAAUUGAGCGCUUGUUGUUUGCUAUUUCAGGCUGCUGCUUUGAAAUGGAAACCAGUAUUCCCUGUGUUGCAGUGCUCUGAAGUGGCAGUGCCUGUUAGCUGCAGACUGGACUACGGUUCAACUUAAUUCAGUGUUCUGAGCAAGAAAUGACUUUGGCUGUCAAAUUAAUUUUCUUAUUUAAGUUAUGCAACAAUGGUUCUGAUGGGCUGGACCUAGUUUCCAAGUUCUGUUUCUGUUCACCCAGGUGAUUUGACAAAGCCUGACUGUUACCUGGACUAGCUGCAAUGUGGAAUUUCUUUGCUUAUGACUGCCAGUGAGGGGCAUUUAGGUCAAGUGAUUGAAACUUUGUCAUCCGUCAACCUGAAGUCUGCAAAAUAUUUUAAUGCUAUUGUCCAAUAUUGCUCAGUUUUAUUGCUUUCGUUUAGGAACUGACCCUGUCAUUUUAUUAAAUGAAUGUCUGAAAGAUGACUAUGUACUACCAUAGAGCAACAUGUCUCUUUUGAAACUAAAAAAAAAAAGCAUGAAUUGAUAAAUUAUUGUGGAGCUGCUUACAGAAUAUUAAUAGAAUAAUUUAUUUUAGAUGUCAGGAUUCCAGUUCAAUUUUAAUGCUUGCAUUCAGGUUAUGUUUUAAGGUAAUGCACACAUGUUGCUAAAUAACUAGGUUGGUGUGAGUGAUUUGAAACUAUGCUAAGUAUUGCAUUUCGUGAGAAUGUGUGUUCAUGCAAGAAUUUGUAGGGACAAUGCCUCUGAAAAAUUGCAUGCAAAAUUGAGAUAUGGGCCCCCCAAAAAAACAUUUUGGGACCAUGAUUAGAACUAAUUUAGUGUCAAAUUAGUUUUGAAUUUAUCUAAAUAUUUAAGUGUUUUGUGCAUUUGGGUGGAUGGAGUUCUAGGGGGGAUUUUCACAGGGUUAUGGUUAAUCGCUCUUCUGGCAAUAUUCUUUUAAUUCAAUUCUGACUUCACUUCUGAAAGUCUCAUCAGUUAAACUAAUUCACUGUAAUAGCGUGGACGCCAGCAUGCACUUGCAGAUAAGAUAUUAAUUGUUUUGCUACUGUGGUUGAACAUUUUAACAACAAUGUUUUAUACUUACAGAAUAUAUCAUGAACUGGUGUCAGUACAGUAUUAGGUUGAGGUUUAAAGUGGGAUAGGGAUGGAUUUAAGGGAGAGUUUUAGUGUUUGGUCAACUCUCAGCAUGUCCUCUAGUCACUCAAAGCACUGCCUCAUCUUCAAUGGUUGCAUUCCAGGCUGACUGCAUUGCACAACGCCAAGAUGGGUUUUUAAUAUAUUCGCCAACCACAUCGUAUGAUAUUGCAAUCUGAUGCCAAAUUGCACAUUUUGACGAAGCGCGCAACCAUUUGUUGAUGUAAUGCAACGCCUUUGACAUAGUCGGCCUGUCUCUCACAGCUAUAUGAAAACGCAGCGCACGGACAACUCUUAAUACCUGGUUUAUUGACUAAAUUUAUCAUUUUUAUUCAUACUGUUUUAUGCUGUUUGUUUUCUAUUUAAUAAUUUUUAUUUGGUCUGUUAAAGAAAUGAAUGGGUCCAAAAGAUGUAAAAAUGUUUUUGACAUCCUAAAAUAAUUGUACCACCUGUCAGCAUUGUCUUUUGAAACCAUCUGUGAAAAUUGUAACGCCAAAAAUGUGCUAAUAUGUACUGUGUAUAUUUAUGUGAGAAGUAUAUAAAUAAUAAUAUAAUGGACAUAAUGGGAUGUAAGGAAUGCUGUUGUAUUUCACACAGUAUGUGAACCACUACAUUGACUCAACUAAUUAUGACCUGUAUUUGUUGUUUUUUGCUCUUGAAGCCUUAUGAACAUGUAUGUUGGUUAGACUCAGAUUCAAUAUGCUAUUUUAUUGGAGAACCCCCCCCAUAGACAUUCAUCUGUGUGGAGGGUCUUAGUCUGGGUGGUUAUGAAUAUAUAUGUGUGUGUGUGUAUAUAUGUGUUGUCCUGGAGGUUUAUAACAAUAAAGAAGUUGAGGAAAAGUG
Messenger RNA from Oncorhynchus nerka (sockeye salmon), 5162 nucleotides. RefSeq names its product VPS9 domain-containing protein 1-like. Gene Ontology annotation, cellular component: endocytic vesicle; cytosol. Gene Ontology annotation, biological process: vesicle-mediated transport. The record is from RefSeq and is a predicted model, not a curated record. Gene Ontology annotation, molecular function: guanyl-nucleotide exchange factor activity; small GTPase binding. Lineage: Eukaryota; Metazoa; Chordata; Actinopteri; Salmoniformes; Salmonidae. The coding region runs from base 167 to 2230 and encodes 687 amino acids. The transcript has 16 exons.